Dracunculus medinensis (Guinea worm) is the source of this 2142-nucleotide messenger RNA. The record is from the annotation of a GenBank genome assembly. NCBI's taxonomy places the organism in Eukaryota, Metazoa, Nematoda, Chromadorea, Rhabditida, Dracunculidae.
AUGAAAAUGAAAGAAGGUCAGUCAUCAUCCAUGGAUUCGAACGAUACGAGAAAUUCGAUAUCAAAUUUAGUAUGUACAACUAAAGGAUGCGUUAUGGCUGCUACUAACUUGCUGAUGGCAAUGAACGUUUCGGUCGACCCAUGCGAAAACUUCUACGAAUAUGCUUGUGGGCAGUGGAACAGGGACCACCCAAUACCUGACGAUAUGUUCGCUUACGGUACGUUCGCUUAUGUCAGAGAGAGUGUUCGACAGCAGAUGCGAACUUUACUAGAAUCGGAUUCGAUGACAAAUUCGCGAUCGAUUACGAUGGCACGCAUUGCUUAUAAAACUUGUAUGAAUGGUUGUUCUUUGUUGGAAAUUUUCAGGCAGCUGCUCGAUGCACUUAAUUUGUUGGCGAAAUGGCCGUUGCUUGAAAGCGGGACUUGGGAUCGAAGCGCUUUCGAUUUUACGUUAUUGCUUGCUGCUGCACGACGUGAUUUUGGCAAUGAAAUAUUUUUUCAAGUUUAUGUCUAUGCUGAUGCCAAAAAUACGACAAAGAACACUUUAUAUAUAGAUCAAGGUGUGCUGGGCCUGGGUCGUGGCUCGCGUGAUUAUUACCUCAAUUCAACGAUGUUUUCAAAGCAUUUAGAAGCAUAUAAAUUAUAUCAACGCGAAAUAAUCAAAUUGCUAAUGGCUGAUGCAAAUAUAACUUACAAUGGAACGCAACUCGAUAACGAUCUUAAUGAAAUUAUUGAACUUGAAAAAAAACUAGCGAUAAUAAUCGUCCCUGAAGAUGAUCGCAGAAAUAAUACGAGAAUGUAUAAUAAAAGAAAAUUGGCUGACUUAGCUUCAUUAUUUCCUCAGGUGAAUUGGAUUCAAUUCUUCCAUGAAAUAUCACCUGAAUCAUUACAUAAUCUUUUAAACAACAAUACCGAGAUAAUUAUAUCGGAAAUUGAUUUUCUAAUUAAAGCAUCCAAAUUGUUACAUAAAACAGAUGAUCGUAUUAAAACAAAUUAUAUAUUUUGGCGUAUUUUGCACGCAUGGGUAAAAAUACUCGACACACGCUUCGAGGAUAUAAAGCAGGAUUUUCUGCGAGUUAUGACUGGCCAGCAGACAAAAUCACCGCGCUGGAAAGAGUGUGCACAAGGUCCAACGAGUUUAGUUCCAUUAGCAGCUGGAGCUCUUUAUAUCCGUGAACAUUUUGAUUCUAAUGAUAAGAAAGAAGCAUUGGAAAUGAUUGCUAAUCUACGAGAAGCAUUUAAAGAGUUAGUUACUGAAAACGAUUGGAUGGAUGAGGAAACAAAAAAAGUCGCCGUUGAAAAAGCAGAAGGAAUGAUUAAUAAUAUUGGUUAUCCUGAUUUUAUUAAUAACGAUACUGCACUCGAUGAGCAUUAUGAACGAUUGAAUUUAAGUUCAUCAGAUUCAUAUUUUGAUUUACUUCGAAAAGUACUUAUCUGGUCACAGGAAAAGGAGUUUUUAAGGUUAACCAAAAAAUUUGAUAAAUAUGAAUUUGAAGUUAGUCCGGCAGUCGUGAAUGCUUUUUAUUCACCGGAAAAGAAUGCUCUUACAUUUCCUGCGGGUAUUUUGAAACCACCUUUUUUUAGCGGAACAUAUCCAAAAAUGGUGAAUUAUGGUGCAAUUGGUGCAGUUAUUGGUCAUGAAAUAACACAUGGCUUUGAUGAUCAAGGAAGUCAGUUUGAUAAAGAUGGGAAUCUUCAAAACUGGUGGAAUGCAGAUUCAUUUAAAGGUUUCGCUAAACGAAAAGAAUGUAUCAUUAAUCAAUAUAGUUCUUAUGACGUGCCGAAUACUGAUUUAAAAGUGAAUGGAAAACUAACUCAAGGAGAGAAUAUAGCAGAUAACGGAGGAGUUAAAGAGGCAUAUAGAGCUUAUCGAAAAUAUAUCAGGAAAAAGGGAUCUGAAGAAUCGCGCUUGCCUGGUUUUGAAAAAUUUUCCAAUGAUCAGAUUUUCUUUCUCUCAUAUGCGCAUUUCUGGUGCGGGCAUAAAAAAGAUGCAGCUGCUGUGCAACAAGUGCUUACCGAUGAGCACAGUCCAGAAAUAUUUCGCGUUAUCGGAGUACUCUCGAAUCUUAAUGAAUUUUCAGAAGCUUUUAAUUGUCCAUUAGGUAGCCCGUUAUAUCCACCGAAAAGAUGCGCAGUUUGGUGA